GCAGAAUAAUUUAAACAUUCAAAUUAUAACGAUUAUUUGUUGGUACACAUUUGUUUUAUUUCUUUGUGGUUCCCCUUUCUUUCGUGCGAGGCAGAUACAUAAUUCUGUCAACGUAGUCUGGCCGUGGGCAUGAGUGAGACAGAUAGUGUUCGUCAUAACUCACCACACUGUGCGUGUGUAUUGGAGGGUGAGAAGGAAUUGAAAAGGGAUCGACAUGAAUUAAAGAGUCAGUCGAGUUGUGAAAUUCAAUCAACAUGCCACGCGCCAGAAAACGUUUCGCCGAAAGUCCGGUCAAAGACUCGGAUAAUGAAUCCUCGUCAUCAGAAGUGGGAUUACCUCCGCCUCCAGCCGAUGAUGCAAAUCUUUUGUCAAUUUUGGAGAUGCAAAAUCGUAAUUUCGCUGAGCUAAUAAAACAAGUGCAGUGCUCUCAAAAUGAACCAAAAGAUGCCAAAAACAUUGUUUUGCCAAAGUUCAACCCUGAUCGUGCAGGAUCAGACGCUCUCUCCUGGUGUUCAACGGUCGACUACAUCUUGUCCGAAAACCAGCUAGUGGGCAGCGCUCUUGUAAUGUCCCCUCAGCAAAUCACUGGAAGGCACCGCAUCUCACUGGCUCUCGCAGACAUGUUUUCCUGGCAUUACGUGGACGCAGUUCCGAGAAUUAUUUUUACAAUAUUUUUCUGGAACGGAGACUUUGGCCGCAACCGUUAUUAA
Messenger RNA from Drosophila sulfurigaster albostrigata, 710 nucleotides. RefSeq lists its product as uncharacterized. NCBI's taxonomy places the organism in Eukaryota, Metazoa, Arthropoda, Insecta, Diptera, Drosophilidae. Bases 255 to 710 code for a protein of 151 amino acids. The transcript has a single exon. The record is from RefSeq and is a predicted model, not a curated record.